Truncatella angustata is the source of this 1832-nucleotide messenger RNA. Its product is annotated as glycoside hydrolase superfamily. Gene Ontology annotation, biological process: carbohydrate metabolic process. Bases 251 to 1729 code for a protein of 492 amino acids. NCBI's taxonomy places the organism in Eukaryota, Fungi, Ascomycota, Sordariomycetes, Amphisphaeriales, Sporocadaceae. Gene Ontology annotation, molecular function: beta-glucosidase activity. The transcript has 2 exons. The record is from RefSeq and is a predicted model, not a curated record.
CGUGUGAUCUCCCAAUCCCGUAAAAUCUCUCAAGUAGGUGGGAGUAGCGCGGUAUGGUGGAGUCUGUCCUCGGUGCAAGUCAUGCCCGAGUCCUUGAUCCCACGAAUCAAUCCGGAUUCUAGGAACUUCGGGCCGCCUUAGCGAUAGCGCUCGCAGCGCUUAACACACAGACAGCAGGCGAUACAUAUAAGGAAAUGGCGUUGGUCGCUUCAAUAAGACUCUAUGGUUCUGUACUCUAUUCUUGUUCAAGAUGGUGCAAUUCGAGUUUGAUCCAAGCAUCAAGGAUGCACUUCCCACAGAUUUCCAGUGGGGUUACGCGACAGCAGCCCCGCAGAUUGAAGGCUCUUGGAAUAAGGACGGAAAGGGGCUAUCAAUUUGGGACAAAUUUGGUCACACGCCUGGUAAAGUAAAGGAUGGCAGUAACGCUGAUGAUACCGCACGAUCGUACGACUUUUACAAGCAAGAUGUGGCGCGUAUGAAGCAGUAUGGUGUAACUGGUUACCGUUUCUCUCUUUCGUGGUCUAGAAUCAUUCCACUGGGAGGCAAAGAUGACCCUGUCAACGAACAAGGAAUUGAGUUCUACAACAAACUGGUCGACGAGCUCAUUGCGAACGGUAUCACGCCAUUCAUGACGUUGUUCCACUGGGACACGCCGCAAGCGCUGGAGGACCGGUACGGCGGUAUGUUGAACAAGGAGAAGUACAUCCCGGACUUUAACAGAUAUGCACGAGUAUGCUUUGAGCGUUUUGGCGACCGCGUCAAGCACUGGAUCACCUACAACGAGCCUGGUGUCUAUACGCUGGCCGGUUAUGCCGCCGGUGUACACGCACCCGCGCGGUCCAGCUUCCGGGAACUGAACGAGGAAGGUGACUCUAGCACGGAGCCUUUCAUCGUUGCGCACACGGAACUGCUGUCGCAUGCGUAUGUGGCCAAGAUCUACAGGGAAGAAUUCAAGCCAUCACAAAAGGGCAUCAUAAUGAUCACACUCCACGGGAAUUGGAAUGAGCCAUGGGAUGAAAACGACCCGAAGGAUGUCGAGGCGGCACAGCGUGCUCAGGAGUUUGAGAUCGCCUGGUUUGCUGAUCCCCUCUAUAAGACGGGUGACUAUCCCGCUUCCAUGCGCGCACAGCUAGGCGAUAGACUACCCAAGUUCACGCCUGAGGAAAGCAAGCUUGUCUUGGGCAGCUCCGAGGCGUACGGCAUGAACUCAUACACAGCAUUCUACGUCAAGCACCGGGAUACGGAGCCCGACAUCAACGAUCACAAGGGCAAUGUUGAGGUCUUCGACACAAACAAGGAGGGCGUCUCAAGGGGCACAGAGAGUGAUACGCCCUGGCUAAGGACGUCGCCCUGGGGUUGGGGGAAAUUGUUGCGAUGGAUUUGGGAUCGCUACCAGACACCAAUCUACAUCACGGAGAAUGGAACAACAGCACAGGGCGAACAUAAUUUCAAGCCUACGGGACCGGAUGAUGUUCUUGAAGAUCCUCAUCGUAUUGACUUCUUUAAGAGCUAUCUGACGGAAGUCGCGAAGGCGUCUCAGCAGGGAGUAGUCAUCAAGUCCUACUUUGGCUGGACUUUCACAGAUAACUGGGAAUGGGCCGCUGGUUUCGGUGACCGCUUUGGUGUGACUUGGGUCGACUUCAAUGACCCUGAGAAGCCCAGAUAUGCAAAGCGAUCUGCGUACUUCCUGAAGGGAUUUUUCGGUCAUCUCAUCAAGGAGGAUAAAUAGCUGUGUUCGUAAAGCAAGCACAAAAGUCAGCUUUGACCACGAGUCACUUGACGGCCACCUCUCUCAACCAAUUAAGAUUACUCGGGUGAUUUUCUCCAUUGAU